Drosophila navojoa is the source of this 1010-nucleotide messenger RNA. RefSeq lists its product as uncharacterized. NCBI's taxonomy places the organism in Eukaryota, Metazoa, Arthropoda, Insecta, Diptera, Drosophilidae. The record is from RefSeq and is a predicted model, not a curated record.
UAACCUAACUUAUUUAUCUUUAUUUUUGGUCUGAGCAUUGCCUGCAUGUGAUAAUUAUAGCCAUGGCUACAGAACGUAUUCAGUUGAAAAAUAUUCAAUCUUUUAUGGAACUGACGGCGGAGGAUCAGGAGCGCUGCAAUGCUUUGUUUAAGAACGAGCCGCUCGAGAGCAAGCACAUCAUGAACAAAUAUGUGAAGCGCACCGCACAGAUAAUGAAGCGGGCCCGACCGGAUCCUGUGGACAACGAGUGCUUCCUCUGCUUCGAUAUCUAUCCGUUGAAUUUCAAGUACAGCACCGUCCUGUGCUGCCUGUGCGGCGUCAUGCAUCAGUUCUACUAUGUGUUGUACAUGAAUGUGAUUGAGGAUACAAAAAUGGAGCAUCUGAGCCAGUUCAUGUGCGAUCUGUUGGCCAAUCUCAUAUCGGCAGAGAUUCCGCUGCUGACCAGUUUCAAGCUCAAGUUUGUUCUGUGUCGCGACAAUCCUAUCAACAAAAACGUACUCAAAAUCUUUUCCGAAUCGGAGAUCACGUCCAAGAUAUACACCACAUAUCCAUUUAUACGCGAGACCAAUGUGCUGCGACAGUCACAGAUACACAAUCCGUACGUUCAGCUGGCCUGGCUCGAGAUUAUGCAGGGCAACAUCCAGCAGAGUAACAUCAACGAAAUUUUUCAAAAACACCGAGACGUGGCCAAUGCCAAGGAGGAUCCAGUGCUUAAACUCUUCGUUGAAGACUUUCACAACUUGGCCAAGGAUCUGUUGCAGUCGCGGUUUCUGGUCAACUUACGCCUCUGCACCAUGGAGCGUUUAGAUCUGUUCGAGCAGGUGAUACGGGCCCACCUGAAGACCUACAAAGAUCGUGCAACCACCCGUUUAUUUCUGUUCGAGCUGUUGAGAGCUCUGCUGCACAUCUACGAUCUCUAAGCAUUGGCAGUCGGACACUGAUUUUGUCAACAUUCGGCUAGCGAUUCAAAUUGUUCGUAAAAAGAAACACACAAAGAAAUAAAUAAAUAU